Messenger RNA from Annulohypoxylon truncatum, 7803 nucleotides. RefSeq lists its product as uncharacterized. Gene Ontology annotation, biological process: fatty acid biosynthetic process; secondary metabolite biosynthetic process. NCBI's taxonomy places the organism in Eukaryota, Fungi, Ascomycota, Sordariomycetes, Xylariales, Hypoxylaceae. The transcript has 13 exons. Bases 1 to 7803 code for a protein of 2600 amino acids. The record is from RefSeq and is a predicted model, not a curated record. Gene Ontology annotation, molecular function: 3-oxoacyl-[acyl-carrier-protein] synthase activity; fatty acid synthase activity; phosphopantetheine binding.
AUGCCCUAUAUUGAAGAAAGAGAUAUUCUUACGGCUCUUAGUCAAGAUGCCUCGAUGCCUAUUGCAAUCGUGGGCGUCUCCGGCAGGUUUCCCGGAGAUGCCACAACCCCAGGCAAACUCUGGGACAUGGUGACUGCGAAGAAGAGCGCACGAUCUGACGUUCCAGAGAAUCGGUAUAACAUAGAUGCCUUUUAUCACCCUAGCGCCGAUCACCAGGGAAGCACGAGUGCCAGGAGUGGCCAUUUUUUGAAGGACGAUGUUGCGGCCUUCGAUGCCCCUUUCUUUAAGAUAACGGCACAAGAAGCCCAUGCUAUGGACCCUCAACAAAGAAUGGCACUGGAGCUGUCUUAUGAAGCUUUAGAAUCUGCUGGUGCUAGAAUUGAAGACAUCUCAGGGUCAGCGAUGGGCUGUUACAUGGCCUGCUGUGUUAGAGACUAUGCUGCAAUCCGUGCCAUUGAUCCAGAUGAUUACCCUCGAUAUGAAGCCAACGGUAGCAUGGGCACUGCCAUGAUCGCCAAUAGGAUAUCUUGGUAUUUUGAUAUUAAAGGGCCGAGUAUCAGUUUAGAUACUGCUUGCUCGUCGUCUCUUGUGGCUCUACAUCUAGCUUGCCAAAGCAUUCGCACGGGGGAGACUAAAUCAGCUCUUGUUGGUGCUACCAAUUUGAUAUUAAUGCCGCACACAUCAAAUCACUUAAGUACACUAAGCUUUUUAAGCCCAGACGGAAAGUCGAUGGCAUUUGACCAUAGGGCAAAUGGAUAUUCUCGUGGAGAGGGCGUCUCUGUUAUAGUCGUAAAAUCGCUUGCCGAUGCUCUUAGAGAUCGCGAUGUUAUUCGUGCGGUUAUCAGGGGCACAUCGGUAACACAAGAUGGAAGAACGCCAGGGAUUAAUCUUCCUUCAUCUGAGGCCCAAGAAGCUUUAAUUAGAGCAGCUUAUGCUAACGCUGGAUUAAGCCCUGCGCAAACGGGGUUCUUUGAAGCUCAUGGGCCGGGUACACCAGCUGGAGAUCCUCUGGAAGCAUCUGCGAUUGGAGCCGUAUUCGGGAAAACUCGAAAACCAAACGAUCCCUUGUACGUUGGCUCUGUCAAGUCUAAUAUCGGACACUUAGAGGCAGGCGCUGGUAUAGCCGGCCUCGUGAAAUCCAUAUAUGCCCUCGAAAAGGGGCAAAUCCCUCCAAAUAUCUGGUUCGAGAAAGCGAACCCUAAACUGGAAUUGGAGAAAUGGAAUUUGGCAGUACCUACCGAACUCCUUCCAUGGCCUACGGAUGGGUUGCGGAGAGCUAGUAUCAACUCAUUUGGGUACGGUGGGACUAAUGCUCACUGUAUCUUGGAUGAUGCUUAUCACUAUCUCCAGGAUCGCGGACUUGCCGGGCGGCACAAUACUGCGACAACGGUGCCGGGCCGCAGGAUUGAGCAUUCUGCAAGUGCGCUAAUGUCGCCGAUAACCGACACUUCGUUUAUUAGCUCGGAUGGUUCUGAAAAUGCGAGCGUAAACGGAAGGGCAUCUUCUGUUUCCGAGUUCACAGACUUUGAUGAGAGUCCAGCCACCCCUCAGCUGCUGGUCUGGUCCUCGCACGAACAGAGUGGAAUCAGUCGAACCGCAACAAGCCUCCAGUCUUACCUUAAAGAGCAGCCAAAGUCGCCAGUAUACGAGAUAACGUUCUUGAAACGACUGGCAUAUACCUUAUCCAGCCGGCGUAGCAAGCUGUCGUGGUCGUCGUUUAUCGUGGCAUCCAACGUGGACGAAGCGAUAAAAGCUCUUGAUAUCGCGAAUAAACCUCUGAGGCCCACUCUGAAUCUUUCGGCGGUGUUCGUAUUCACGGGCCAAGGCGCCCAAUGGUUUGGGAUGGGUCGUCAACUUCGCGCAUACAGAACAUACAACAACAGUUUAAUAGAGGCAACGGCUCAUCUCAAGUCACUUGGAUGCGAAUGGGACUUGUUGGAAGAGCUCGACGCUUCGGAAGCCGAUUCGCGCAUCAAUGAGCCUCAGAUCAGCCAACCUGCGUGCACUGCAGUCCAAGUAGCGCUAGUCGAUCUUAUUAAGGAAUGGGGAAUACUCCCAUCCGUAACCGUCGGCCACUCUAGUGGGGAAAUAGGCGCUGCCUACGCUAAGGGGGCUAUUUCACGUCAGUCCGCAUGGACAAUUGCGUACCAUCGAGGGCGCCUAUCUGCUGGGCUGUCAACACCAGGGGCUAUGCUCGCCGCUGCAAUGGGUGAGGAUGAGGCUCAGACUUAUAUCGACAAGGUCACUGUAUCACCAAAACCGGUGGUUGCUUGCAUUAACAGUCCUAUCAGCGUUACAAUAUCUGGUAGUGUAGAUGCCAUCGACGAAGUCCAAAAGUUGAUAGGCACUCAGGCGUGGUGCAGAAAACUCCUAGUCAAGACAGCGUAUCACAGUCCCUUUAUGCAGGAGCUCGCCGAACCAUAUCUCCAGUCCCUCGAAGGCAUCCAAGCCGACCCAAGCACGAGCGCAGGAGUUCGCAUGUUCUCAUCAGUCACAGGAGAAGAAAUUAGCGAUGAAGCGUUGAGAAACCCUCAGUACUGGGUGGAUAACAUGGUUUGCUCCGUCAAGUUCAACCAUGCGGUUAAGGCAAUUCUGAACUCUCCAGAACUCCUCGACAAGUCAAUCGUGAUGGUAGAGAUCGGGCCUCACGGCGCAUUACAAGGCCCAAUUAAACAGAUCCUACAAGCACAAGAGGGGAAGAAGCAGGACGUCCAUGCGCUCGGUCUUUUAACACGAAAACAAGAUGCUAUCCACACUACACUCACCGCCGCUGGUGCUCUUUACCAAAGAGGGUUUUCGGUUGAUAUCACCAAGGCGAAUCAUCUCGAUCCUACAGAGGAGCUCCCCACCCACCUAGUAGAUUUGCCACCAUUCGCGUGGAACCACAACUCGAAGUAUUGGUACGAGACAGCCCUUUCGGCGGCCUACCGGAACCGAAAGUUGCCCAAACAUGAUCUGCUCGGUGUGAGAUAUGAAUUCUCUAACGAUAACGAGCCGUGCUGGCGUAAUUACCUCCGUCUCUCCGAGGUCCCCUGGCUCAGGCAUUAUGUGGUCCAGGGCAAGCCGAUUCUCUCCUUUUCGGGUGUACUAGCCAUGGUUAUCGAAGCUCUUCGUCAGACCUCCGAACCAACCAAGACGAUAGAAGCUUUCCAGUUACGCGAUGUUUUUCCCGGGGCGCCUCUUGUUCUAAGCGAAGCCGAGGACAGUCCUGUUGAGACCAAGCUGCAGCUACGACCUUGGCGAUUGGCAUCGAGAUCCUUGACGACAUAUUGGAAGGAGUUCACUCUGUCUAGCCGCAAUCGGCAAGGCGACUGGACGCAACAUAGCACAGGUCUUAUCAAGUUGAAGUAUGCCGCGGAAGACAAAACCUCAGGUUUCAUAGAUGAAGAGGCAUCGAUAGCUGAGAGUUAUCGCGCCGAGUACUCGCGUAUAUUAGCUCUACCAUUGGAGGACCGCAGCACAGCAAACUUUUAUGAGAAGUUCACCAAGCUCGGAAUGCAAUGGGGCCCAACAUAUCAGACGUUGGUGGACUCGCAAGCUGCAGGUACCACUAUCUGCAGCACGCUGCAGAUCCCCGACACGAAAUCGAUCAUGCCUAAGAACAUCGAGUCUCGGCACAUUGUCCAUCCGGCAACACUUGAUGGCGCAUUCCAGAUGCUGAUGGCCUGCGACGGAGUAGUCAAGCCUACAGUCGCUAAGUACAUCGAAAGAAUCCAAAUCUCAGCCAAGCUGCCGACCCUGGAAGGCACUCGCCUUAAGGGGUUCGCUGACAUCAAGGAGAGACGCUUUGACGGAACUAAUGGCACGGUCGUGAUCUCAGACGAGAAAUGGCAAGAGCCCCUGAUCAUCUUCGAAGGGCUGAAAUCGACAGACUUCGCUGCUGAGACGGAAUCCACCGAGGACACCGAGGCUCAGAUUAAGGCCCUAAAGAAACUGGGUGCCUACCCGACAUGGGAUAUUGAUGUCGAAAACUCGGUUGACGCUACUGUGGGUCUGCUCAAGAAGACCUGCGCUGGCGCACCUCAGACCGAGUAUUCGGUGGUCUAUGACCUCGAAUGGGCGGCUUACAUCGUGUGCAAGAGAGCCAUCCAACGUUUCAGCGUAGGCGACAUCGAGAAGAUGGCACCCCACUAUCGGAUCUACUAUAAUUACAUGAAGAGGCAAUACGAACUCGCCAAGGCAGGAAAGUUGCCUUGUCAGUCUCCCGAAUGGGCUUCAGCGAGUGAGACUGUUGAGAAUGAGGUCCUAGCUCGAGUUUCUAAAGCAAGUCUAGAAGGAGAGAUGAUGUGCCGCAUCAACGACAAUAUCUCUAGCAUGAUGCUAGGCGAGGUAGAAGCAUGGGAGGUGAUGAGCCGUGAUAACCUGUUGAACAAUAUGUACCGCUACGGUCUCUCCGACGAACGCACGCCCGCAAUCCAGUGUGAGUAUAUCAAGCGUCUAUCACACAAGAGACCUCUCCGCAUCCUCGAGGUCGGUGCCGGUACGGGAAGCGCCACGAGUCGAAUCCUGUCUAGUCUCGGGCCCAACUUCGCGGGUCGAUUACAGAAAUACACAUAUACCGAUAUCAGCGGCGUCUUCUUCGAGGCAGCCAGCGAAGAGUUCAAAGAGUAUAGCUCGAUGAUGGACUUUAAGGUCCUAGAUAUCGAGAAAGACCCAUCGCAACAAGGUCUGGAGGAAGGAUCUUACGACCUCGUGGUUGCCUUCCAGGUCCUUCACGCGACGUCGUCCAUUGGGACGACUUUGGCGAAUUGUAGGAAGCUACUAAAGCCGGGCGGACAUCUCAUUGUUACAGAACUAACAAACAAGAUCGCCAGACGGUCAGUGGUGUUUGGAGUUCUCUCCGGUUGGUGGCUAGGUGAAGACGACGGUCGGCAAUGGGGCCCAGAACUCUCUGAAGAGGAAUGGGACGCUCGUCUGCGCGCACAGGGAUUUACGGGCGUCGAUUGGUGUUUCCGCGACCGCGAGGACGCCGGUCAUUCGUCGUCUAUCAUGGCAUCAAGCGUCCCUUACGAGUCUAAAGGCGAAUUGCCUAGCAAGAUAGUGAUCGUUAAAUCACCAACAGAGAGUAACCAGUCGAAAUCGAUGGUCAGUGGGCUCUUGAGCGGACUCGCCGAAAACGGGGCUUUUGUUAAGCAGAUGUCGCUUCUCGAUGUUACCAAAGCUGACUUGACCGCAACGCGAUGCAUCGCAACCUUCGAACUCGACAAGCCGUUAUUGAGUUCAAUCAACGCCGAUGAAUACGAUGCUCUAAAGCACAUGGUCCUCCAUUCCGAGGGUACCCUAUGGCUAACUAGGGGUGGCACAUCCAUGGAUACGCGCGAGCCAGAGCUAAACAUGAUCGCAGGAUUCGCGCGAACGAUCCGUGGCGAAGCUCCAGAAGUCAAGUUUACGACGUUGGAUCUCGACCCAGACGUCCCUUGCGACCAACCACAAGUGACCCAGACAAUAUUGAAGGUACUCCGCUUGCAAGGAGAUGAGCACAAUGCCGACCACGAGUUUUCCGAGAGGAAUGGUGCCCUUAACAUUCUGCGCAUAAGUCCUGAUGAGGCCCUAAGCAGAAUAUUGAGCCCGGCCGAAAUUCGAGAGGAUCAGUUGGCGAUGCAGCCAAUUAAGCAGCCCGGCCGACCACUAAAGCUUGACCUCAAGGCUACGGGAGAACUCGAUAGUUUCUACUUCAACGAUGACGACGACUAUAUUAAGCCCCUAGGCGACCAAGAAGUCGAAAUUGAGGUGAAGGCUGUCGGAUUAGACCCUUAUGAUAUGGCCGUCGCACUAGGCCAGCUCUGGGACCCUAACCUUGGCGUCGAAUGCAGUGGUGUCGUAACCAGAAUGGGCAAAGGUGUCACUGAGUUUAGCGUAGGAGAUCGAGUGAUGACAUGCGCCAUGGGUUGGUAUAAGACGUUCAUUCGAAACACGCAGGACAUGUUCCAAAGGUUACCGAACACAAUGUCCUUCGAAGAGGGCGCAACUAUGAUGAUCUCCUAUGGCACUGCGGUCUAUAGCAUAUUUAAUGUUGCCAGGCUCCAAGCGGGAGAGACUGUGCUGAUCCACUCGGCAUCAGACUGCUUAGGCCAAGCUGCCAUCAGUGCAGCCCAGCACGUUGGCGCUGAGAUCAUCGCUACCGUUUCUUCGGAAGCAGAGAAGCAGUUCCUCGUCGAGCACUAUCACAUUCCUGGAGACCACAUCUUCAGUAAUAAAGACAAUGGUUUCGUGCAAGGGAUCAAGCGGAUAACGAAUGGCUUGGGCGUUCAGGCGAUCCUUAAUUCGUUGACUGGGGAGUUGCUAAGGGAAACUUGGCAUUGUAUCGCACCAUUCGGUCGAUUCAUCGAACUCGGAAUGAAAGAUAUCAGGAGUAACACGGGUCUGGACAUGGUGCCUUUCGCAAACAACGCAAUUUUCGCCGGUGUGAAUCUCUUAACCAUGUACCGAACGAACCGUCCACUAUUCAGCAAAGUGAUGGCCGAUGUCUUCCGAUACUACAAGAAAGGUGUCAUCAAACUCGUGAAUCCGCUACAUGUUUUCAAGUUCUCAGAGGUUUCCGAAGCAUUCAGGAUGCUGCAGGCAAGAAAACACGGAGGCAAGGUCGUUCUUCAAGUUGUCGACGAUGAUAAAGUGCCGACGACUCAUCCAAAGCCAGUUGAGAUCCAACUUCGCUCCGAUGCUACUUACAUCAUCCCAGGUGGAAUGGGCGGUCUCGGUCGAUCGUUGAUGAGGUGGAUGGCUGCAAAAGGAGCUCGCAAUUUAGUCGCCACGUCUCGCUCCGGUGCCAAGGAUCCCCGAGCACAACAAUUACUCAAAGAUCUUUCCGAGCUCGGGGUCAAGGCCAAAGCAUUUGCGGCAGACGUUGGUUGCAUGGAGCAAUGCCAAACAGUUCUUGAAGAAAUAGCAAAGGAGGGAUUCCCGCCGAUACGCGGGGCUGUCAUUAUGGCUAUGAAUGUCCAGGACUCGAUGUUCGAGACUAUGGGAUUCGACGCUUGGUGGGCAGCCUUAAGACCCAAAUAUAAGGUGACAUGGAAUAUGCACAACAUGUUGCCUAAGGACCUUGAUUUCUUCAUAACUAUGUCGUCGGCGGCGGGCCAGAUUGGCUCGAUAGCGCAGAGCAACUACAAUGCUGGCAAUACCUAUCAAGAUGCUGUGGUGCAUUACCGCCGAGCCCAAGGCUUGAAAGCAACAAGCAUCGACCUUGGCUGGAUGGGUGAGAUCGGAUUCGUCUCAGAGCAGGGGAAGGUGCCAGAGAUAGUGCGCGCCGGCGCGCCUCAACUCACGGCGAAGCAAUUCCUCGCCAUAAUUGAAGCGGCCAUGGCAGACCAAGUUAAAGCGCAGCCGGUUCUUGGUCUCGCUAGCGGUGGAUUGGUCAAGGCCAAUGGUGAUGACGACCCUUACUGGUUUACGGAUGCACGCUUCGCUCCGCUAAGUGUGUACGACACACAAUUACAGAAUGCUGCCGGUCCGAAAGACCACGCGAAGAGUACGGCGGCCGCGGAUUUCGCAAGUAUACUUGGGGCCGCGGCGAGCUUAGACGACGCAAAAGGUGCCGUCUGCUCGGCCUUGAUGGGCAAGCUUGCGAAGAGCUUGAUGAUGGAGCUUGAGGAUCUCGAUAGUGCCCGACCGAUCAACACGUAUGGAGUGGACAGUCUCGUCGCUGUCGAUAUUAGAGCUUGGGCACUUAAGGAGUUGCAGAGUGUGGUACAUGUUUCCGAGAUUUUGCGCAAUGUUCCAAUGGUGGAGUUGGCUGGCCUCAUUGCGUCGAAGUCGAAGCUUUUGCCGGAAACGCUGCGGGGCAGUCCAUCCGCGCAAGCAUAG